CCCGGAUCGAUUAAUCAGGACUUCCUGCUCCCGGCGGAGAGCUAACAAUAGCGCUGCUUUGCUAAUACACACACACACAGAGUGGAGUCAUGGAGAAGGACGGAGCUGAGCAGAAGGACGGAGCUGAGCAGAAGGACGGAGCUGAGCAGAAGGGCGUGGUCAUUGAGAAGGGCGGAGUCAUUGAGAAGGGCGGAGUCAUGGAGAAAGGUGGUGUUAAGCAGAAGGAUGUGGUCAUGGAGGAGGGCGUGGUCAUGGAGAAGGGUGAAGCUGAGCAGACGGGUGAAGUUGCAGAGAAGGAAGGAGAGCUGGCAGUGAAGAGCACACCUGAGUUUUCAGUUUCAGAGAAGGAAACAGUUAGUGAGACAGAGACAGUCACGCAUCUGUGUGAGCUGUGUGGAAUGUGUUUCGAGACAAGGCGUGGGUUAUCGAGCCACGCCCGCUCUCACCUGCGCCAGCUGGGUGUGUGUGUGUCGGAAAGCAGCGGCGCCCCCAUCAGCCUGUUGUAUAAACUCAUCACUGAGAGGGACGGGUCUUUACCCUUUACACCCAAACACACACACACACCGCCUGCCACCACAAAACACACACACACACCGCCUGCCACCACAAAACACACACCACACAGCCAGCACAGGAACAAACUCACCGCAAAGCACGGAGCGAGACCAGGUUCAGGAACCAAACUGAAGAUCCGAGUCGGUGAUCUGGUGAAGAGGCCGCGUACUCUUGUGGCGCGCAGAGACUCCUCCUCCUCCUCCUCCUCCUCUUCCUCCUCAUCUUCAUCGUCUUCAUCGUCCUCCUCAUCAUCCUCACCCGCCUCAUCAUCGCCACUCCACCACCAGAAACCACCCAAGACUCCACCCACUCCACACUCGGCUCCGACAGACACUCACCUCGACCUGAUGAAGUUCUCAGGUGUGUCCCAGCGUGAUAGUGUACAUGUGUGUGAGCUGUGCGGGGCAUUGUAUGAGACAAAGAAGAGUCUGGUUCGUCACGCCCGAGCUCAUCUACGCCGCUUUGGGGUGGCGCUGGACCCUAAAGCCCCGCCCCUACAGGUCCUGCAUGAGCUGCUCCAGAAGGAGGCGGGGACACGCAGUCAGGAACCUCCCACUCCUAUGUUAACUCCGCCUGCAUUUAAGAAAAGGAAACUGUCCCCAGGAAAAGAAAAAAAGCACAAACACGGUGAUUUAAUGAAGACUGCUAACUGUGAGUUCUGUGGAGAGAAAUUUAAGUCGACUCAGAGUUUGGCGAGCCACGCCCGCUCUCACCUGCGGCAGCUCGGCGUCACUGAUUGGUCGGCUCAUGGCUCGCCUAUAGUGACGCUCAGGGAGCUGAUGUCUCGCCGGGGCUGCAGUACUAUAGCUCACUCCACACAGACCACAUCCUCGACUCCGCCUCUAGCCAAGCCCCCAUCGGAAACUCCGCCUCCUUCUGCACCAGGCUCCUUUACUUCUAAAUUGCUCAAGCCUCCAUCGGAAGCUCUGCCUCUUCCUGCACUGGGUCCCGCCCCUGUCCGAGUGCCUAAAGCCAGGAAGGGCUCGAGGCUGGCGGUGUCCAAGCCGAAGGAUGAGCCGGUGGAGUUGGACAUCUCUACUGGACAAUCAGCCAAAGCCAAACCUCCAAUGAAUUUAACUGCAUUCCAAUCAGCUGCGGGUCAUGUGACACUUCUGUCCAAUCAGAAUCUGGCUACAGGCCUGCAGAUGGAGUUGGGCGUGGCUGAGCCUGUGAGGUGCGACUACUGCAGAGAUUUGUUUGAUAGCCGUAAAGCCUUGUCGUGCCACGCCCGUGCUCACCUGCGCCAACUUGGAGUGAAGUGGGCACCGUUUGCGUCACCCAUCGACACGCUGUACGAGCUGAUGUUUAGAGAGGGCAAAGGGCAAGGGUUAGAGGGCACGCCCUCACCUUUGGACCUUUGCCGAGAGAAAAUCGAGACGGACAGCACGAGUUCGGCAUGUGAAGCUACUUGUGAGCUGUGUGGAUUUGACUUUGAGAACAGGAAGGCAUUAGCCAGUCAUUGCCGUGCACACCUCCGCCAGCAGGGGGAGCAGUGGAGCUCCAGCCAAUCACCAAUUGUUGCUCUCAGCCAGUGGAUGAGCAGAGAACCUGAAAAGGUCGCCGCCCUUCAUCGGCUCUACAUGCAGGGGACGUUACCGCAUAUCCGCAAGAGACGUGUCUGCUCGCCAGUUCGGCCCGCUGACGUUGACUCCGCCCGCUCGGGUGUAGGCUGCUCCUUUCCUGUAGCUCGGCAGGGUAAAACUGGGGCGAGUCUCUCUUGCUCUUCCGCCUUCCACAGGAAAUUGCCCUCCCACCGCCCCGCCCCCCACUCAGCAAUUGACCGUGGCUCUGACCGUCGGCCUCCUAAACUAUUCCCUCUUAGAACAAAGGGGGUGGAGUCUCUGAAGCGUGUGGGCAAUGCCCCCUCUCUGGUGCCCCGCCCACCUGAAACCAGCCUGGUUAAAGUGGUGGGAAACAUUUAUUCACUAAAAUGCAGGUUCUGUGAGCAGGUGUUCAGUGGACCCCUCUCUGUACAAGAGGACUGGCUCAUCCACCUGCGACGUCACAUCCUUAAUCUCAACCCAGCCCGGGCCCAUAGCCCCGCCCCCAUCUUUCCCCAUUCAGAAUCGGCUCAGCUGAUUGGCCAGGCUGUGUAGGGAUGCGUGGCAGCUCCGCACUCAGUGGUGUUAAUGUACACACUGUUUUAUUAACAUUUUAGAUAAAGAAGAGAAGAGUUUAAGGGGUUAGAGUUGAUGUGAUGGACACUACUGAGAAAGCCUGCAGGGGGCGCCGUCCGAAUGUACACUACCCUUUUUACCUCACCGGGUGGACGAUAAGUUUUAAACAAGUGUUUUAUACAGUGUGAUGUAGAUAAUCUCUUACACCAACGUGUGUGUGUGUGUGUGUGUGUGUGUAUGUGUAUGUGUGUGUGUGUGUGUGUGUGUGUAUGUGUAUGCUCAGAUGUCCAGGACCAAAUUAUAAUUUUUUUUUUUUUUAUGUUUAUUUCACAGAAUGUCAUUUGUACAUCCACACAAUAAAAAAUUUAU
Messenger RNA from Clarias gariepinus (North African catfish), 3041 nucleotides. RefSeq names its product WIZ zinc finger a (gene wiza). Gene Ontology annotation, biological process: regulation of transcription by RNA polymerase II. The coding region runs from base 90 to 2651 and encodes 853 amino acids. The record is from RefSeq and is a predicted model, not a curated record. NCBI's taxonomy places the organism in Eukaryota, Metazoa, Chordata, Actinopteri, Siluriformes, Clariidae. Gene Ontology annotation, cellular component: nucleus. Gene Ontology annotation, molecular function: RNA polymerase II cis-regulatory region sequence-specific DNA binding; DNA-binding transcription factor activity, RNA polymerase II-specific. The transcript has 10 exons.